UGUGAGCUUGUUCGAGUUUACAUGUAUUGUAGGUACUCAUUUACGAGAAAUAAGGCCCUAAGUAAAUUGGGCACCAUGAGGUCCUCUUUUCUGUGCCUCAUUUUCCUGUACCACGCAAUUUGCGACCUGCCUAAAACUAUCGUAGCGAGCCAGUUACCACGAAAUUGGAGAGAUUUUAUCGAUCCUGAGAUUUUGGCAAACAGCAAUGAUGAAUUCACCCGAUAUGACAGCGACUUGCCCGAAGGAGACAUUCUCGGUUUGCAGACAUUUGAGCUUCCCAAUGAAGCGAAGAAUGCCAUUAACGAUGCCGACUCCUUCUGGCCAAACAACACGAUACCGUAUGAAUUCUCAAAAACGCAGUACGCAUUAAUGAGAGCAAAUGAAGUACGAAUAAUAUUGGAAUCUAUGCAAAUCAUCAGUCACCUUUCCGCAAACUGCGUCAACUUCGUGAAGCGGACCAAUGAGGAGGACUACAUUAGCAUUCAGAGAGGACUAAGGUGUGCGUCUAAUAUCGGCCGCAUUAGAGGCAAACAAGAGACUCUGGCAACUGGCAAACGAUAAAAGGUGGCAGAUGCCGCAUAAAAUAUGGCACCACGUGUAAGCGGGUUCGGAGAGUUUGGUGAACUGUAUUUCCUCGAUACUCUUACCAGAACACAGUCAAUUUUCCUGGAGAGUGUUAACCGCAGGCGCCGUGCACUUAAUGCGUAGGUGUGCGAUGGUAUGUUACAAAAUUUCAAAAGGUCAACUUUGCACCUUGCUGUUCGCAAAGUACCGCAAUAAAAAGACUGAAAAGCCGCGAUAGAAACACAAUCGCGACACGUCCUGAAGGCGCUACACUGGAAAGAGCAUGCCUGCU
This is a messenger RNA of Paramacrobiotus metropolitanus, 856 nucleotides long. Its product is annotated as astacin-like metalloendopeptidase. The transcript is spliced from 5 exons. Gene Ontology annotation, biological process: proteolysis. The record is from RefSeq and is a predicted model, not a curated record. Lineage: Eukaryota; Metazoa; Tardigrada; Eutardigrada; Parachela; Macrobiotidae. The coding region runs from base 22 to 561 and encodes 179 amino acids. Gene Ontology annotation, molecular function: metalloendopeptidase activity.